This is a messenger RNA of Closterium sp. Naga37s-1, 1281 nucleotides long. NCBI's taxonomy places the organism in Eukaryota, Viridiplantae, Streptophyta, Zygnematophyceae, Desmidiales, Closteriaceae. The record is from the annotation of a GenBank genome assembly.
AUGGGGUCAGCGUGCUUUAAAGCCAAAGCGGGUGCGGAACCGGGGGAGAGGGAGCAAAAUAAGUCAAGGGAAGAGCAGCGGCAGCAGCCAAUAGCUGAGUCUGAUCAACCCCAGCAACAGCAGCAGGAGACUGAGGGAGCAGUGGCAGAGAAGCGGCAGCAGGAACAGCCACAACCCGACGGGCAAAGACAACCGUCCGAUGGUGCAGCGUGUACGGAUCAAGGGCCUGGGAAAGCCCAGCCGUCCGAGCAGCAGCAGGGCGCAGCAGUUGCAGAUGAAGGCAGGGGCGUGGAAAGUAACGGAAUACCAGCAGGACCAGCAGCAGCAGCAGCAGCAGCAGCAUCACAACCACAACCACAGCUAGAGUCACAGACACGGCCCCAGCAAAAUCCAGCAACAGAAUCGUCAGCAGCAGCAGCUAACAACUACAAUAGGUCCAGUGGUGGUGGCACUGUCAGCGGCAACGACAACGGCGGUGGUAACGGCAGUGGCAAGGCAGCAGCGGGGCCUGGGUUUCGACGAAUGGCACUGGAAGAGCUAAUGGCAGCUACCAACAAUUUUAGUGAGAAGAACGUGGUAUCAGAGGGCGGGAGGCAGGCACUGAACGUGGUGUACCGGGGGGUGCUGGGACCAGAGGGGCUGCAAGUGGCAGUGAAGCGGUUUCAGAAGAAGGAGUGGGAGGACGCUCAGCAGUUCGCUGCAGACGCCACGGCAGUGGGCAGCACUCGCUACCCGAGCCUCACAUCGCUGCUGGGUUUCUGCCUUCCUCUCUUGUUGAGAUCCCUUCGUCCCUGCACCCUCCACAUACACAAGACGCCUUCUCUUCUGUCUUCCCUCCACUCCACCGCACACCCAACAGGCAGACGCCACGGCAGUGGGCAGCAUUCGCUACCCGGGGCUCACAUCGCUGCUGGGCUUCUGCCUUCCUUGCCCUCAAAUUUACCUGGUCUCCUGUUGUCCUUUAACCCAUUGGAACCCAACCCGACCGCACACCCAACAGGCAGACGCCACGGCAGUGGGCAGCAUUCGCUACCCGGGGCUCACAUUGCUGCUGGGCCUCUGCUUUCCCCUCAUCCCAACAUCUUCCCAUCAUACUUGCCCUCCCCUCCCUCCGACACACACACCCAACAGGCAGACGCCACAGCAGUGGGCAGCAUUCGCUACCCGGGGCUCACAUCGCUGCUGGGCUUCUGCUGUGAGGGCGAGCACCGGCUGCUGGUCUCUGACUUCAUGCCCAACUGCACGCUCGCGCAACACCUGUUCCACUGUAAGGCCCUGUAA